Molecule: messenger RNA, 1227 nt
Organism: Debaryomyces fabryi
Lineage: Eukaryota; Fungi; Ascomycota; Pichiomycetes; Serinales; Debaryomycetaceae
Product: 3'-5'-exodeoxyribonuclease
Exons: 1
Coding region: 1-1227 (408 amino acids)
Cellular component (GO): cytosol
Molecular function (GO): 3'-5'-DNA exonuclease activity
Source: RefSeq, a predicted model, not a curated record
AUGACAUUUGCAACAAGUAAUGAAUGGAAACCACGCUAUUUUGAUAUUGGUGUUAAUUUUUCAGACUCGAUGUUCCAAGGUUGUUACAAUGGCUCAACUACACCAAAGCACCCAUCAGAUAUAGAGCAGGUCAUCGCCAGAGCACACUUGUUUAAUGUAGAUAAGAUGCUAAUUACAGCUUCAUCUAUCAAGGAAAGUGAAGAACAUUUCGAUUUGUGUAAAGAACAUCCAGGCAUGUUUUACUCAACAGUAGGUGUUCAUCCAUGUACAGUGGCACAAGAAUUCUAUCAAAAAGAUGAAGAACUGAACGAAUAUACAGAAUCAUUAGUUCCUGAUGUUGAAAAUAGAUUAAGCAAGCUACGUGAUCUUGUAAAGCUAGGAUAUGAAAAAGGUUACGUGAAGGCAUUUGGCGAAAUUGGCUUGGACUAUGACCGAUUUCAUUAUGCAUCCAAGGAACAGCAAAUAACGAUGUUCACGAAACAAUUGGAAGUAAUCUCCACAUUAAAGGAUUUGAAACUUCCAUUAUUCUUGCAUAUGAGAAGUGCUUGUGACGAUUUUAUAUCAAUUAUUAAACCUUUUAUUGACAGAGGUGAUAUUUUAAAGGGUAAUGGGGUAGUUCACUCAUUUACGGGCACGAAAGAAGAACUUGAAAAAUUACUCGAAUUAGGCUUUUACAUAGGCAUUAAUGGUUGUUCCUUGAAAACAGAUGAUAAUUUAGAAGUGACUAAGAUGGUCCCAAAAUCUAAACUAAUGAUUGAAACCGACUCCCCUUGGUGUGAAAUUAGAAAAAGUCAUGCAAGCUAUAAAUAUAUUACUACUUACCCAAACAAAUUUUAUCCUGAAAUAAAAUUGAAAGAUCGUGAGCCAUCAGUAGAAGAAUCAAAUGGAACACAAGAACAAGGUAAACAAAAGCAAAAACAAAAGCAAACACCCAAGCAACCUCAAAUUAAAUUUGAUGAGUUCUUACCUUUUCCAACUAUCAAGAAGGAAAACUUUGCUAAGCAUCAAAGUGCAGUAGAAACACUCGCAAAACAAAAAGGCGUAGAAAACAUGGUACAACCAAUAGGAGAAUUUGCAUAUCCUUUAAUAAGAUCACGAAAUGAACCAAUAUUUGUAGGUUAUGUUGCUGAAAUUAUGUGUGAAUUAUAUGGAAUCAAAGAUCCCAAGGAUAUCGAGAGCUUCAUUGACUUAAUCUAUGAUAAUACCUGCAAAUUAUUCCAAAUAUAG